GAUGUUUAGUGCUGUUUUGUAGAUAAACCUCAUGGCGAAAAAAUAAGAGCAAGUCUACAAAUAUAUCACUGCAAAUAUAUCACUACAGGAUACUAAGAACUUGUUUAUUAGAUGCUGGUUAUCUAAUGUUUAUUAACCGACAAGCGAUGUUUUACUUUGGAUUAUUUGUGUACUGCUUAAUUUAAAAUGAACAAAAACGGAUUUUAAUCAUGAAAAUAAUGUUUUAAAUCAACCAAGAACCAGGUUAAAACUGUCUCAGAGCGCCUUAAUACUGGGGCUGAGACACGAACGUCGUGUGCGGGAUCACGUCGUCCGCUCUUCAGAUGGACCGCAGAAUGCACCUGGUGGGCAAGGUGGCGUUGGUGACGGGCGGUGCCUCGGGAAUGGGAUGUGGCUUCGCUGAGGCGCUUCUAAAAGCUGCAGCUAAGGUCUGUAUUGCUGACAUCAACGUCGAGACGGGUGUUGCCACAGAGUCGGAUCUCAGACAACAGUACGGACACGAGAACGUCAUGUUCUCUAAGUGUAACAUCACGUCUGCGACGGAGUUUGAGGCUGUAUUCAAACGGACAAAAGAGGCUUUCGGUGGGAUCGAUAUAGUCGUCAAUAACGCUGGGAUAGGAGGGGAAACGGACGAGAAUUGGGAACAAACUGUGGAUGUUAACAUGAAGGGGACACUACGUGGACUGCGACUCGCCAUGUACUACCUCAGUGUGGAGCACGGAGGCCGCGGGGGAUGCAUUGUCAACGUGGCCAGUAUGACAGGUUUGAAUCCGAACCCGUUAUCGCCUGUGUACGGCUGCACGAAGGCAGGAAUCAUUCAUGCUACACGAUGUUAUGUAGUAUCCGAGGCUGCCAAGAAGUCAAAUAUCCGACUCAACGUGCUGUGUCCGGCAUUCGUAGACACGCCCAUGUUUAGACGGUUGGCGGCAGGGGACGCUACUCAGACUAUCGGCGGGGACCAAACAGCCGUGACGGCGUUCAUUGAGCGCAUUGGAGUACUCAGCACAGAAGAGGUGUCGGUGGCACUAAUUGACAUUCUCACGGAUGAAACGAGAAAUGGGUUGAUUUUGCGUUGCGCGAAAAAGACUGGAAACGUUUACAGCACGCUUACCGUACAAGACGUGUAACAUUAUUUCAUGCGGAGGAACUUGAUAAGAAGGCGAAAAGGUUGAGAAGAAUCCACAUUUCUAUAGUAUUACUUUCAAUAUCUCUUUAAUUGAGCUUAAAGACACACACUAUGUGCCAACCGACAGGGCUGAAAAAACUACGAGUGUUAGUGUUAAAUAUAUGAUACAUUGUAUGUAAUCUUCUACCAUUAUUUGUGCGUUAACAGAGUUCAGGAAUUCAUAUUGUACAGAGAGAACAUAUCGUUUUAGAAAAAUCUACCAGUAUGUGCAAGAAAAAUGUAUUGAACAAAAAAACUACAAAUUGUGAGUCGCGCUUUUAUUUUUCAGUGUGUUCAAUUCAUAUGUCAGCAGAAAGUCAUACUUUAUAUACCCAUUUGAUUUGUACAUUAAUGUUUAAGUUCUCUCAUUUUAAACUGUUCAGUUAAUUACCAUUAGUAAUUAGUAAUUGUUUUGGAAUUGAUUAAUAAUUGUAUGUGAAUAUUUAAGUCUUACACAUUUGUUAAAAGUAGCAAUUUCAAAAACGCACACUCCUAUAGAAAUGACUGUUUUAAAGAAAGAAAUAGUUGCAUUUAGGAUUUCUUAAUUUGGAAAAGAUUAACUCAUGUUCAUUGUUUAACAUACCAACAAAACUAAUACAAGUAAUGAACCAAAGACAUUUUAAAUGUUUUGUCUUCUUCACGCAGCCGAGGCGAACGUCGUUAUGUCUUAACUUUUAAAGGGAUUUGUUCAAAUAUUUUGGCAUUUUUUGUGUAGUUUAUCAUUAAUUUUUAUAAGUUGAUAAAUGUAAACAUCAGAAUUAAUGAGCCCCACCAUAGAACACAAAUAUAAUUUAAGAACAAACAGA
Messenger RNA from Dreissena polymorpha, 1971 nucleotides. Its product is annotated as 15-hydroxyprostaglandin dehydrogenase [NAD(+)]-like. Lineage: Eukaryota; Metazoa; Mollusca; Bivalvia; Myida; Dreissenidae. The transcript has 8 exons. Bases 324 to 1127 code for a protein of 267 amino acids. The record is from RefSeq and is a predicted model, not a curated record. Gene Ontology annotation, cellular component: cytoplasm. Gene Ontology annotation, molecular function: oxidoreductase activity, acting on the CH-OH group of donors, NAD or NADP as acceptor.